This is a messenger RNA of Microdochium trichocladiopsis, 2081 nucleotides long. Its product is annotated as cytosolic Fe-S cluster assembly factor NAR1. Gene Ontology annotation, biological process: iron-sulfur cluster assembly. Gene Ontology annotation, cellular component: cytosolic [4Fe-4S] assembly targeting complex. The transcript has a single exon. The record is from RefSeq and is a predicted model, not a curated record. The coding region runs from base 264 to 2018 and encodes 584 amino acids. Gene Ontology annotation, molecular function: 4 iron, 4 sulfur cluster binding. Lineage: Eukaryota; Fungi; Ascomycota; Sordariomycetes; Xylariales; Microdochiaceae.
CAGCCACCGGACAUCCCUUGGAGGCAGUUUACAACGUUCUGUUUGCAUGACAUUUUACCGUGACAGCCAAGGCUCCCAACGACUCAAAUAAGCGCCACGAUUCCAACAUAUCGCUGUCUUUGCGUACAAGUGCACAGAAUCGAGCACCACCCGAUAAAACCCCGCCCAGCCCAUCGCACAACCACCUGCUCGUCCCGACACACACACUUGCGGCGCAGCGUCACAAACGGCCCCGGCCGGGACGAUAGCCACAAGCCAGGAUCAUGUCGGCAAUCCUGUCUGCAGACGAUCUCAACGACUUCAUAUCGCCCGGUGUCGCCUGCAUCAAGCCCAUCGAGACCCUCCCUGCACCCCCGCCACCGACCGACGACAAUGGCGUAGGCCUCGAGCACGAAGUCAUCCUCGACGGCCCUGGUGCCCCCCAGGCCGCCGCCACUUCCGCAGAGCCGACCCAGAUAUCGCUCACAGACUGCCUCGCGUGCUCAGGCUGCGUCACCUCCGCCGAAGCCGUCCUCGUCAGCCUGCAGAGCCAUUCGGAACUGCUGACUGUGCUGGACGGCGCACCGGGCCUGCGCAUCGAGAAGGAUGAGGCGACGGGCAAGUUCAGCGUACUCGGGCUGGAACACCCAGAGGCGAGACUCUUCGUCGCCAGCGUCUCGCCACAGACGCGCGCGAGCUUAGCAGCCGCUACCGGCCGAGGCGUUCGAGAACAAGAUGCCGGCAACAUGAUCUCGCAGCUCUUGUCUGGCGAGGCGGGACUCAGAGCUGGCGGGAAGUGGAACAAUGCUUUCAGCUGGGUCGUCGACACCAACACUGCUCGCGAGGCGUGCCUGGUCCUCGGCGCGGAAGAGGUUCUCGCGGGCGAGACGGCGCCCGGCGCGGCAAAGAAGCCCAUCCUCUCCUCGAGCUGCCCGGGGUGGGUCUGCUACGCCGAGAAGACGCACCCUUACGUCCUGCCGCACAUCUCGCGCGUCAAGUCGCCACAGGCGCUCAUGGGGACGCUGCUCAAGACUUCCCUGAGCCGGAUAUUGGGCAUCUCGCCGGACAGGAUAUGGCAUCUGGCGGUCAUGCCCUGUUUUGACAAGAAGCUCGAGGCUAGCCGUGAAGAACUGACAGAUUCUGUAUGGGGUGGUGAUGGCAAGCCCGGGAGGGGUGUUCGUGAUGUCGAUUGCGUCAUCACGAGUAAAGAGAUUCUCAUGCUGGCAGAGUCCCGAGGACUCGAUUUCUUCAGCCAGUCGAGAACGGCCGUGCCCGCAACCCAGCAGGCGCCAUUUCCAGAUGCGACCUUGAGUCGGUUCCUGUUCCCGCCACGAAGCAAGAGACAGACAGACCCGGCAGCUGGAACGUCUGGCGGAAAUUUGCACUACAUUCUCAACCAUAUUUCGACCCAGCAUGCCGGCUCUCGGAUCGAGACUGUGCGAGGCCGCAAUGCUGACGUUGUCGAGUUCUCAGUCAUUGCGGCCUCUGGAGAGCCCAUAUUCAAGGCCGCCAGAUACUAUGGGUUCCGGAACAUCCAGAAUCUUGUGAGAAAGCUCAAGCCCGCGAGGCAGUCACGGAUGCCAGGGGCACGCCCGAUGGGCGGCGCCAGAAAACCCGCUGGGAAGUCGUCCGGACUGGAAUUCGCCUAUGUUGAGGUCAUGGCAUGUCCGGGUGGCUGCACCAACGGCGGAGGACAAGUGAAAGUCGACGAUCCGAUCAUCAUUGAGCGCAGCGGCUUGAGCGCGAAGCCAGACCUGCAAGAGCAGAAGUAUUGGCUGGCGCAGGUUGACGAGGCGUACUUCUCAGCGGACGACGCUGACGGAGAGACUACGGCGGGCAGCAGCGGAGACAUUGUUUGUGGCAUUUCCCCUUUAUAUAUACGAGAUACCCUGACGCAUUGGGCUGGCGUCACUGGCAUAGAAUUGGAUAGAUUGGUGUCGACGAGCUAUCGCGAGGUGGUCAGCGAUGUGGGCAAGAACAAGCCCAGCGACACUGAGCGGGUAGUUCAGCUUGCCGGCAAGAUUGGCGGCGGGUGGUAAAAGACCUUGGACGCUCCCGGGAGUAGCAUAUAGCAUAGCUUUGGUAGCAUAUUUCACCAGCGC